Molecule: messenger RNA, 1747 nt
Organism: Diuraphis noxia (Russian wheat aphid)
Lineage: Eukaryota; Metazoa; Arthropoda; Insecta; Hemiptera; Aphididae
Product: terminal uridylyltransferase Tailor-like
Molecular function (GO): RNA uridylyltransferase activity
Source: RefSeq, a predicted model, not a curated record
UAUACUUUAUCUCAUAUAUAAUACAGGGUUGUAUCACAGAAUAAUUCUAUAAUAUAUUCUAUGAUAUGUUUAUGCACUCGAUGGCACAUGGCGUCCUAUCAGCGAUCCCCUAUCUAAGUCUGUCCAUUAUUUACACGUGUAUACUAGAAUAUUGUAAAUUUGUAAGCAUAGAGAUUGUAAGUAACAUUAUUGAUAGGACUGCGAUUAUUGACAAUUAUUGUCAUUUGCUUAAUAUUUCUAUACUAUUGUUUAUACUAUUAUAGUUUUUACUUUUUUAAAGUAAGUUUAAAAAUUUAAACAUCCAGUGUAUGAUAACUCAGUAAUAAUGUGUAAAUGAACAAUGUAAUAACUAAAUACAAUUUUUGUCAAUUCAUGUUCUAUCAUCGAAAUAUUGCAGUAAAAAUAUCUAAUACCGUUAAUAAUUGUAUCAACAGUCAACUAAUGAGUAUUGACUACCUAUCGAGAUCACAAGUUGAAGUACUUCAAGGCCCAAUUCUUUUACAAAAAUAUUAUAUUAUAUUUCUUUGAUUUUAUGAGAACUAGAAAAAAUGAAUAAGCACUGUGCUCCAUCCCAACACAGUUCCGAAAAUAAGCUUGUCAAUACUAAAAAAAGACAUUUAAAACCUGAAGAAUAUUGCAGACCUAAAAAAUUUAAAUCAAAAGAAAUUUGUUAUGGACCAGAUGUUGAUAUUGUUGCAUUAUUCAAGUUAGAAUUGCAAAGAAUUUUAAUUAAUUCUAAUAUUUUAAAUACAACUAUAACAGAUAUCUUACCUUAUGGAUCAAGAAUUUCAGGUCUUAACAUUUCUAAUAGCGAUGUUGACAUUAAUAUAAACUAUGUUUCAAAAGCACCACCCAAAACAGUGAUUAAAUCGUUUGCUAAUAAACUUCGUCAAAGUCAAGUAUUUAUUAAGGUAUUCGCUUUAAUUCAUGCUAAAAUACCUAUCAUAAAAUGUACUCAUCAAAAUACCGGUAUUGAUUGUGAUUUAUCAUUUAAUAAUGUCAGUGCAGUUCACAAUUCUCAUCUUAUUAAUCAAAUUUUAAGUAUGGACUAUCGUAUCAAACCAGUUUUAAUGAAAUUAAAGAUGUGGGCUAUAAAUAUUGGCCUUAUUAGUACUAACGGAUUUUCUAGUUACUCUUUCUAUUGGCUAGGAUUAUUUAUUAUGCAAAUCAUGGGAAUAUUGCCAUCUAUUCAUGAUUUACAAAAAUCUGUUCCUGAAGUUCUAGUAAGUCAAUGGAAUUGUGCAUUUUCAAAAAAUCCACAAGAAUAUAUUACUAACAAACAAGAAACUCUAAGUGAGGGUGACAUAUUACAUUUUUUCUAUAAAUAUUAUUCAAAUUUUAAUUUUGAUAAAUUUGUAAUAAGUCCAUAUACCGGUUGUCCACUACUCAAAAAAGAUUUUGAAAAUGUAGAACAACUUCCAGAUAAACUAUGGAGGUAUAAACAGUUUUAUGAAGAAAAUAAGGAAUGCCAAAAGUUAUUAUUUUUGGGUACUUGUGAAUUUAAAAUGUACACUCAAGAUCCAUUUCAACAUAAUGUAAAUAUUACAGCAAGAGUGACUCCAAAAAUAUUCGAAAAAUUUAUUUAUGCUUGUAAAGAACUAAAACCUUAACAGAAAUUAAAAAACAACCUAAGCUUAAGUUUGACCUUUACAUUGAUCAAACAACCAUACUGUGUUUAUAUUGUUUUAUUUAUAGGUAUUUUAUGUUAAUUGAAAUAAUUUUCACUCUGUUAGACAAAUAUUUUUUA